CCACGGCGAUGGGACUGCAAGUCCCGGCGUGUCCCGCGGCGGGGAUCCCCGGUGACGCGCGGGGGCGGGCCGGGGGCGGGGCGGCGCGUGGGGGGGGUCCCGGUACGGAGCCGUCAUGGCGGGGGUGUUCGACAUCGACCUGGAGACCGAGGAGGGCAGCGACGGGGACGAGCCCGAGCUGGGCGCCGAGAUGGAGCUGGAGCCCCGGGGCAACGGCUUGGAGCCGGUGGGGCACUAUGAGGAGAUCGAGAUCUCGGAGAGCAGCGUCAACAACGGCCCCGAGCACAUCGGGCCCCACUGCUUCGAGCUGCUCCGUGUCCUGGGCAAGGGUGGCUACGGCAAGGUGUUCCAAGUCCGCAAAGUGCAGGGCACCAACACGGGGAAGAUCUUUGCCAUGAAGGUCCUGAAGAAGGCCAAGAUCGCCUGUAACGCCAAAGACACGGCACACACCCGGGCCGAGAGGAACAUCCUGGAGGCUGUCAAACACCCCUUCAUUGUGGACCUCAUCUACGCCUUCCAGACGGGUGGCAAACUCUACCUCAUCCUGGAGUGCCUCAGUGGUGGCGAGCUCUUCAUGCAGCUGGAGCGGGAGGGAAUCUUCCUGGAGGACACUGCCUGUUUCUACCUGAGCGAGAUCACGCUGGCGCUGGGCCACCUGCACUCCCACGGCAUCAUCUACCGGGACCUCAAGCCAGAGAACAUCAUGCUCAACAGCCAAGGUCACAUCAAGCUGACAGAUUUUGGGCUGUGCAAAGAGUCGAUCCACGACGGGGCCGUCACUCACACCUUCUGCGGCACCAUCGAGUACAUGGCCCCCGAGAUCCUGGUGCGGAGCGGGCACAACCGGGCGGUGGACUGGUGGAGCCUGGGAGCGCUGAUGUACGACAUGCUCACAGGAUCGCCGCCCUUCACCGCUGAGAACCGCAAGAAGACCAUCGAUAAGAUCCUCAAGGGCAAACUGGUGCUGCCACCCUACCUGACACCUGAUGCCAGGGACCUGCUCAAGAAGUUCCUCAAGAGAAACCCCAACCAGCGGGUUGGGGGGGGCCCGGGCGAUGCAGCCGACGUGCAGAAACAGCCUUUCUUCCGCCACAUCAACUGGGAGGACCUGCUGGCCCGCAGGCUGGACCCCCCCUUCAAACCCUGCCUGCAGUCGGAGGAGGACGUGAGCCAGUUCGACACCCGCUUCACCCGCCAGACGCCAGUCGACAGCCCCGACGAUGCCGCCAUCAGCGAAAGUGCCAACCAGGCUUUCCUGGGCUUCACCUACGUGGCCCCCUCGGUGCUGGAGAGCAUCAAGGAGGGGUUCUCCUUCCAGCCCAAGGUGCGCUCCCCCCGCCGCCUCAACAGCAGCCCCCGCACCCCCGUCAGCCCUGUGAAGUUCUCGCCCUUCGAGCCGUUCAAGGCGGGGGGGGGCAGCGAGCCGAUGGAGCUGGGGGGCACCUUGCCGCCCCCCCCCCACCGCGAGGGCACGGCCCCCCUCCCCAUCAAGACCUCCGUGGGUGCUAAGAAGCAGAAAGGGGGCCGGGGGAGGGUGCCCAGGUAGGAGUGGGGGUGGGGG
Molecule: messenger RNA, 1561 nt
Organism: Colius striatus (speckled mousebird)
Lineage: Eukaryota; Metazoa; Chordata; Aves; Coliiformes; Coliidae
Gene: RPS6KB2
Product: ribosomal protein S6 kinase B2
Biological process (GO): signal transduction; protein phosphorylation
Molecular function (GO): ATP binding; protein serine/threonine kinase activity
Source: RefSeq, a predicted model, not a curated record